AUGAUCAGACUUCCAAUUGGGUGCCGCAGAGCCCCGCUAGGAGUGCUCCGCCGCCCGUUUCAGUUCCGUACUGUCAAAACCUCUAACGUCGACUGGAAGCCUGUCAAACAAAAGGCUCAAGAUACAAGCUCCUGGUUUUCCAAAAGCAUGUUUGGACUAUUGGUCCUCAUGCCCAUUGUUUCCUUCGGUCUUGGAACAUGGCAAGUCAAACGUUUACGCUGGAAAACUGAUCUCAUCUCUCAGGCUGAAGACCGCCUGACUCUCCCUCCCCUGCCGCUUCCUGGAAACAUUAACGCUGAUAUUGCUUCUUCUGACGAAUUUGACUACCGCCGCGUUUUGGUUCAGGGAACCUUCCGCCAUGACCAGGAAAUGUACGUCGGUCCCCGCAUGCGUGACGAACAGGAAGGCUACUUUGUCUUAACCCCCCUCGAGCGCGGUGAGGGCAAAAGUACUCUGCUCAUUAAGCGCGGCUGGAUUGCCAAACGUUUCCUCGAUAGGUCAACCAGACCCAUGUCUCUUCCUGAGGGCCCCGUCGAGGUUGAGUGUUUGCUCCGCAAGUCACCUGAAAAGGGCAUGUUCACUCCGGCCCCACCGCCACCAGAUUCUCCCCAUUACGCGUACCUUGAUGUCGAAGAUAUGGCAAAUAAAACAGGCGCUCAACCUAUUCUUUUUGAAGAACUUCUUGAUCCCUCGCUCCCAGCACGUGCUGCCAUCCAACACGAUGUCCAGCAACUUAAUGCUGAUGGCAACAUAUCUGUAGAACAAAUGGCCCGCUACGGCGUCCCCAUUGGCGUCACAGGCAAAGUUGAGCUCAGAAACACUCAUUUCCAGUAUAUUCUUACUUGGUACGGUCUUUCUGUCUUUACAACAUUCAUGUUGAUUUCUCUUAUCAAGCAAAAGAGGGCCACCAGUGCAAAUGCUGUCACACGUAAGGUCCAGCAUGCUCGCAGCGUCCUUUAA
Messenger RNA from Magnusiomyces paraingens, 960 nucleotides. RefSeq lists its product as uncharacterized. Gene Ontology annotation, cellular component: mitochondrion; membrane. Gene Ontology annotation, biological process: mitochondrial respiratory chain complex IV assembly. The transcript has a single exon. NCBI's taxonomy places the organism in Eukaryota, Fungi, Ascomycota, Dipodascomycetes, Dipodascales, Dipodascaceae. The record is from RefSeq and is a predicted model, not a curated record. Bases 1 to 960 code for a protein of 319 amino acids.